CAUUCUGGGAGGAGGGGGUGGCGUGUACUGUGUGUACUAGUCGGCGCCAUCUUUUCGUCUCUUUGUGGUUGCUCCUUGUAGCAGGUUUCUGUGCGCCGCUCCGUUCCUGACAUCCCCGCUCAGACCGAUACUCGUCAUGGGUCGGAAGAAGAAGAAGCAGCUGAAGCCUUGGUGCUGGUAUUGCAACAGAGACUUUGAUGACGAGAAGAUUCUCAUCCAACACCAGAAGGCUAAACAUUUUAAGUGUCACAUCUGCCAUAAGAAACUGUACACUGGCCCAGGUCUAGCUAUCCAUUGUAUGCAGGUACAUAAAGAGACGAUUGAUGCUGUACCAAAUGCCAUCCCUGGCAGGACAGACAUUGAACUGGAAAUUUAUGGCAUGGAAGGAAUUCCUGAGAAAGAUAUGGAGGAGAGGAGGAGAUUAUUGGAACAGAAAACACAAGGAGAUGGACAAAAGAAGAAACAGGAUGAUUCGGAUUAUGACGAUGAUGAUGAUUCUGUGCCCUCAACUUCAUUUCCACCGCAAAUGCAGCCUCAGCAGGGGUACAUGCCUGCAAUGGGUCAGCCAGGUCUCCAUAACUUAGUAGGCGCUCCAGGCAUGCCACCAGGAAUACCACCAUUAAUGCCAUCUGUUCCCCCAUUGAUGCCUGGAAUUCCCCCAGUUAUGCCAGGAAUGCCUCAUGGGAUGCUGCAAAUGGGUGGUAUGAUGCACCACCACGGGCAUGGGAUGCCCCCAAUGAUGGCUGGUUUGCCUCCAGGUGUCCCUCCACCCGUUGGGCCUCGUCCUGGGAUCCCAUCUAUGACACAAGCUCAGCCGAUCUCGGCACCAGGUGUUGGUAGACUUACAACUCCCAGUACGACUGCUCCUGCCAUGCAGUCUGUACCCAAACCACUUUUUCCCAGUGCUGGACAGAUGGGAUCACCUGUCACAAGUUCAACCACAUCGUCCUCCAGUUCAGAGACCCUCUCUGCACCUGCUAAAGCUCUGUUUCCUAGUGCUGCACAAGUUCCAGCAGCAGUGGCGGGCCCUGUGGGAACAGACUUCAAACCCUUGAACAGUGCACCUAUUACAACGUCUGAGCCUCCUAAACCAACAUUUCCCGCUUACACCCAAUCAACCAUGUCAACCACUAGCACCACUAAUAGCACUGCUGCUAAACCAUCUGCUUCCAUAACAAGUAAGCCUGCUACCCUGACUACUACUAGUGCCACUAGUAAGUUGAUCCACCCAGAUGAGGAUAUAUCACUGGAAGAGAAACGUGCCCAGCACCCGAAAUACCAGCGUAACCUGCCGCGUCCAGGUCAGGGACCCAUGAGCAGUCUGGGUAAUUCCGCUGUGAGUCAGUUAGGUGCUAUGAUGGCACAACAGUCGGGAAUGCCGCCACAGCAAUCUGGUAUGAGGCAUCCGAUGCCACCUCAUGGUCAGUUUGGGAACCCGCAUCAAGGUAUGCCUGGCUUUCACCCUGGUGCAAUGCCUCCCUUUGGACAAGGUCCUCCUAUGGUUCCACCUUACCAAGGUGGUCCCCCUCGACCUCUGAUGGGAAUGCGACCUCCUGUAAUGUCUCAAGGUGGCCGUUACUGACCAUGCCGCACUAUUAAUAGGUUUGGAGAUUAAACCCUUUCUCACCUUGUGCUGUGUAUAUAGCAGAGCUCCAUCUCUCCUUGCAUACCAGGACCUAUUGGACAUUUGUUUUACAUUGGGGGAGGGGUAUUUUUAUUUCCAGGGGAGGGAAAGGGAGGUCAGGGACAUAAGACCGGACAUUUUCCUGAUGUUGCAAUUUAUAUUGUAUGGCUUCUUUUUCAUCUAGGUUUUUAGAAGUGGCGUAUAUUAAAUAUGGUUCGUUUAAUUGUGAAGGCGCCAAAUACCUCCCACAAGGCAAGUUCUGUAACAUUACUUUGCUCUUUGUAAGGUGAGGCCUUCACAGCUCCUCUGGGGCUGUUGGACUUCUGGUCCCCAACUGUGGUUGGUGAGGGCAGUAACUGUUUAUUGUAUCUAGAGAUGUAUACUGACUGACCUCCAUGUACUGUUCACUUGCGCAUUAUGUAAUAAAAUUAGAGAAACC
Messenger RNA from Pseudophryne corroboree (corroboree frog), 2063 nucleotides. It is a transcript of the gene ZNF207, whose product is annotated as zinc finger protein 207. Gene Ontology annotation, biological process: mitotic spindle assembly checkpoint signaling; mitotic spindle assembly; attachment of spindle microtubules to kinetochore. Lineage: Eukaryota; Metazoa; Chordata; Amphibia; Anura; Myobatrachidae. The record is from RefSeq and is a predicted model, not a curated record. Gene Ontology annotation, cellular component: nucleus; kinetochore; spindle matrix. The transcript has 11 exons. The coding region runs from base 137 to 1582 and encodes 481 amino acids. Gene Ontology annotation, molecular function: microtubule binding.